GGGCGGUGUUCCAGGAUUGGGGGGGUGGGCCAUGAUUCCGGGCGCUUGCAGAGUUUGGGAAGGACUUUUAUGCAACUCUGUGUAGAAGAAACUGAGAGCUAAAGUAAAGAAAAACGGGUGACCUAUUUUUUCCCAGCGAUGCAGCUCCAGGAGUGGUUGCGAUCUCUUCGCUCCGGCGGGGGGGUGCGUUUCCCGGAAGCGGAUGAGCUCCGGAGCCUUCUCCCUACUCUACCCUACGCCUCCUCCUUCUCCCUGUCCUCGCUCGCCCUGUCCCCCUCCUCCCUGCUUGGCCUGGGGGCGCUGGCCUCCCUCACUGCCUACUGGCUGGUCACUCGCCCCCGACCCAUCCGGCCUCCCUGCGACCUGCACUCCCAGUCCAUUCCAAUACAGGGAGACCCCAGCUGCCGGCGUUCAGCCCUGCUGAAAGAUGACACUCUGUUGGACUUUUACUACGAGGGCACCAGGACGGCCUACGAUAUGUUCCAGAGAGGACUGGGGGUGUCAGGGGACGGGCCGUGUCUGGGAUUCCGGGCGCCAGGAGAGCCAUACCAGUGGAUUUCCUACACAGAGGUGGCUGAACAGGCACAGGUGCUAGGCUCUGGUCUCCUAGCGAAAGGUUGCAAGCCCAACCCUCAGCAGUUCGUCAGCAUCUUUGCACAGAACAGGCCAGAGUGGGUAAUUGCAGAACUGGCCUGUUAUACCUUCUCCAUGGCUGUGGUACCACUGUAUGACACACUGGGCUUGGAAGCCAUGGUGCACAUCCUCAACCUGGCGGAGAUCUCGCUGGUGAUUUGUGACCGGGAAGAGAAGGCCAACUCACUGCUGAGCAACAAAGAGAACGGAGUGACCCCGACGCUCUCCUGCCUGGUCCUCUUUAAUGCCUACAGCACUGCCCUGGUGGAGAGAGGCAAGAACUGCGGGGUGGAGAUAGUAUCUCUGGCCCAGAUUAUGGAACUCGGGCGACAGAAUCUGAAAGAUCCCGUGCCGCCCAAACCAGAGGACCUGGCGGUGGUGUGUUUCACCAGCGGGACCACAGGAAAGCCUAAGGGAGCCAUGAUUACCCACGGCAACAUUGCGUCAAACACCUCCUCUGUCAUCAAGAUUCUGGAGGGCUCCUUCGUGAUCCGGCAGGAGGACGUGUCCAUCUCGUACCUGCCCCUGGCCCACAUGUUCGAGCGCAUGAUCCAGGUGUCCAUGUUCUGUCACGGGGCACGGGUGGGCUUCUACCAGGGGGACAUCUCGCUGCUGAUGGACGACAUCAAGACGCUGAAGCCCACCUUCUUCCCCGUGGUCCCGCGUCUCCUCAACCGCAUCUACGACAAGAUUGUGGGCUCGGUGACCUCUCCCCUGCGGCGGGUGGUGCUGCAGUACGCGGUGAGGAGGAAGCAGGCGGAGCUGAGCAGCGGUGUGGUGCGGAACAACAGCCUGUGGGACCGGCUGGUCUUCAACAAGAUCCAGGCCAACCUCGGAGGGAAUCUGAGGUUCAUUCUCACUGCCUCUGCGCCCAUCUCGCCCACCGUGCUGUCCUUCCUUAGGGCUACGCUGGGCUGUCUGAUAUUCGAGGGCUACGGGCAAACUGAAUGCACAGCUGGAUGCACAUUCUCCAUGCCUGGAGACUGGACUGCGGGUCAUGUUGGCGCCCCCCUGCCCUGUGCUAUUGUGAAACUGGCCGACAUUCCUGAGAUGAGCUACUACGCUAAGAACGGAGAGGGAGAGAUCUGCAUUCAGGGCCCCAGUGUGUUUCGGGGGUACCUGCGGGAUGAGGAGAGAACAGCAGAGGCUCUGGACAGUGAGGGCUGGCUGCACACUGGUGAUGUGGGACAGUGGCUGCCGAACGGCACCCUGCGAAUCAUCGAUCGGAAGAAGCACAUCUUCAAGCUGUCGCAGGGCGAAUACAUUGCCCCGGAGAAGAUCGAGAACGUGUACACGCGCUGUGUGCCCGUGCUGCAGGUGUUUGUGCACGGAGACAGCCUGCAGUCUCAUCUGAUUGGCAUCGUUGUGCCCGACCCUGAGGUGUUUGUGGAGUGGGCCAAAGAGCAGGGCAUCGUGGGAUCGUACGGAGAGCUCUGCCAGAACCCUGACGUGAAGAAAGCUGUGCUGGAGGACAUGAGAUCGGUCGGGAAAGACGCAGGACUGAAAUCAUUCGAACAGGUGAAGGACAUUUACCUGCACCCAGAGGUUUUCAGCAUCAGCAACGGUCUGCUCACCCCAACCCUGAAGAGCAGACGUGUGGCUAUCCGCAGGGCCUUCCAAGAGCAGAUAGCACUCAUGUACAGCAAGACUCCCGUGUAGACCCUAUAGGAAUACACUCACACCCGUGCAGAUAAGCUGGAAAUAACUGGAUCACCGUGGUACUUUACUUCACUGGGCCAUAAUACAGUUAGCUGCAGGAGUUUCAGACUCAGGUCAAGGGAGAUUGUAGUGGAUUGCAAUUAGUUUGUAUUUACUAAAGUGGGGAGUGGUAACACACUAGCAAGGUAUAUUCUAAUCAGUCAUUUAAACAUACAUGUACAGAUGCACUUGACACACAAGUUGUUGAUAAAAUGUUGGGCUGUAUAAGUCUUAAACCGUGGUACUUUGUUGAAAGGUUCUCAGAUGAGUCUGUUUUAGGCUAUUAGUGUUACUAGUAGCUGUUACCGGCUGCGAUUUGAUAUGACUGGACUUGAUGAGCAAGGCAGCAUAAAAUAGUUUACAAAGUUGACAUACCUUAGCAACAGUAUGUCAUUGGAGCAGUGGACAUUGUUGGAUGUGACAGAAUGUUAGGUCGGUGGAAGUUGCUGGCAUAACUAACAUCGGAGCUGUGGUCAUGAGGCGUGGACGGUGAAGCACGUCAUUGUUACACUGUAGACUCAUACACAGUAAUCAGACAUUAGUGGUAACUCUCGAAAGCAAGUGACUCAACCUGUAGUGGCGGACACUAAACCACGGUCAGAAAGUGUCUGGCCUGUUUCUGACCACACAUUUGUCCACAGUGAUUAGAAGAUAGCAUAGGAAAGCCAACAAUUUAAGAGCCCUGUUGCGCUCAGAUUACUUCCUUACGAAUAAUUAUAUUGUUUCUUUGUCUUCCUUUUCGUGAACAAAAAAAUAAUCAUGGGCAACAAAGUUAAAAUCAAAUUUACCCAAAAUAAUAGAUAAAAAUUCUGGUGUGAAUGCAAAUGAUUUGUUUUUAAAUGUGAAUCAGGUUUCUGGUGCAUGCAAUGUAAACCUGCUUAUCAGUGGAUGAAAAGACAUUUCUGGAAAAUGUAAAGUGAAUUUCUGGUCAAUGAAAAACCUUACUGGUAGCUGUAAAUCCAUCGGUGAUAAAUGUUUCUGGUAAAUGUAAAAGUCUGCUUGCCAUUAUAUAUGUAAAAGCAUUGCUAGUGAAUGUAAAAGUAAUGCUAAGUGUGAAGAGAAUGCUGGUGCCAUGAAAAAGUCCCCCCCCCCCUCCUGAUUUCCUCCAUUAUUGUAUAUUUGUCACACUGAAUGGUUUCAGAUCUUUAGACAAAUAUUAGAUAACGGGAACCUGAAUAAACACAAAACAGACAAAAAUCAUUUCAUUUAUUUAAUGAGCAAAAUUAUCAAAGUAAUUGCCCCCGGUUGAACCACCAAUAGCAGCAAUAACUGCUACAAAAUUCUUCUAAUUUGAUAUACAUUUUUCACAUCACUGUGGGGGAAUUUUACUCCACUCUUCUUUGCAGAAGGUUUACUUGUGAUUAUUAUUUAUUUUAUUUGUUUCACACUUACUGGCAAUAUUUCUAAAUGCAUUGGCAGUCUUUCCAUUUUGAGUUUAGCAGGUGGACAUGGUGCUGAUUGGUUGUUAUGAGUAAAGCUCCCUCAUGUCUUACCCACACUCAGUUAGCUCAAGCCAUUGUAAUUUAAAAAGAUUCUCACUGUAACGUAUGCAGUUUGUAUAAUAUGCAGUUGAUUUGUAAAUGGAUGGCAAGCCUUUAACUGUAAAUACUGAGAAUGGAUGCAAAUCAAAAAUGCAGUUUGUAUACUGUGAUAUUAACUAAUUCCCAAGGUUGUAGGAAUUUUGGCAACUUUCUUAAUGGAGGAAUAAAGAUGUUCUCAUCUG
Conger conger (European conger) is the source of this 4054-nucleotide messenger RNA. RefSeq names its product acyl-CoA synthetase long chain family member 2 (gene acsl2). Gene Ontology annotation, biological process: long-chain fatty-acyl-CoA biosynthetic process; very long-chain fatty acid metabolic process; long-chain fatty acid metabolic process. The transcript has 21 exons. Bases 139 to 2292 code for a protein of 717 amino acids. Gene Ontology annotation, cellular component: endoplasmic reticulum; membrane. Lineage: Eukaryota; Metazoa; Chordata; Actinopteri; Anguilliformes; Congridae. The record is from RefSeq and is a predicted model, not a curated record. Gene Ontology annotation, molecular function: arachidonate-CoA ligase activity.